Molecule: messenger RNA, 4422 nt
Organism: Daucus carota subsp. sativus
Lineage: Eukaryota; Viridiplantae; Streptophyta; Magnoliopsida; Apiales; Apiaceae
Product: eukaryotic translation initiation factor 4G
Exons: 11
Coding region: 1-4422 (1473 amino acids)
Cellular component (GO): eukaryotic translation initiation factor 4F complex
Molecular function (GO): mRNA binding; translation initiation factor activity; protein binding
Source: RefSeq, a predicted model, not a curated record
AUGUCCUACAAUCAAUCAAGGGUUGACAAGAACGAGCCGCCGCAGUAUAGAAAAACAGGCCGUUUGGGUCCUCGUUAUUCGGGCGGUGGUAAGGGAGGAGGAGGAGGUGGUGGUGGUGGGAAUUCCCAUCCACCUUCGAACAGAAGCUUUAAGAAGAGUAACAAUAAUGUGCAAGGAGGGCAAUAUAGAGUUAGUGGCGGGAGUGUCGGCUCGAAUAGUAGUAAUGCUGCUUCUGCCGAUGGUGCUGGUUCAGCUGCUGGUGUGGGCAAUGGUGCACAUUCGCAAAUGCAAUCACAUGGUGUACCCGUGUCUGAUACACCUGUUGGUGUCAAGCCGACUGAUACAUCGACUCAGAAGAGCAGCAACCAGGGUGUACCAAAAGCUCCAGUAACAAAUAAUUCGGCUAUUAACUCUGGCCCUGUUGCUCACUCGACUCCUGAGAAAGGUGAAGGAGCUUUUCCUCUCCAAUUUGGAUCUAUAAGUCCUGGUUUAAUGCAGAUGCCUGUUAGAACUAGCUCUGCACCUCCCACUUUGGAUGAGCAAAAGCAGGAACAGGCUUGCUAUGAUUCCUUAGGAGGGGCUCCUGUAAUACCAAUUCAAGCCAAUCCGAAACAUAUGCCUAAAAAGCAUUAUGGCCCUAUUGACCAAUCUAAUGAUGUCGAAGGUCAUUCUAUCUCUGAAGUUAGAAGAGAUGCACAAGUCUCAGCUGGUCCACCAUCAGCCCAAACUCAGAUGACUUCUCAUCAUCCUGUUCCUGGGUUGCCGAGGCCAUUGCCGUUUCACCAGGUACCCAUACCAAUUCAAUCUAGUGGUCCAAAUUCACAACUGCAUCAUCAUGGCAUGAUGACUGGUUCUGUGCCGAUGCCUAUUCAAAUACCUUUGCAAAUGGGAAGUCCUCGAUUACAGCCGCAGGUAUAUGCUCAAAACUUGCAAUCCCGUCUGAUGCAACCUCAAGGAGUCAUGCCACAGAACCAGAACAUCAAUUUUUCAUCUCAAUUGGGGACCCACUUGCCUCCACGUGGCAUGGGAAUGAACAUCGCACCUCAAUUUCUAACACAGCAUCCAGGAAAUUUGGGUAGUCCUCGUAGAGCUGUGAAGAUUACUCAUCCAGAGACCCAUGAAGAGCUAAUGUUAGCUCAGAGGACUAAUGGCCAGCAAAAGGCUGGAUCUUCGGACCCGCGGUCACAUCCUUAUAUAUCAGGUCAUAAUUCUCCUCCUCUAACUAGUACGCAAAUUACUCCAAACUCACAGGUUUCAAGGUUAUCUGAUCAGGUCAUGUCGAAACCAGCAGCCAAAUCACAUACAGAGAAAAAUGCUGAAUCUUCACAGCCAAUCAACUCACCUUCUGCUGAGAAGAAACCGUCCAAAAUUCCCAGUCCACGCAAGGAAGCUAGCUCAAUUUAUACUCAAGUGGAUCCUACAAAUAUAGAUAAGAGGUCUUCACAGCAGUCAAAACCUACAUUGAUGCCUGUUCCAGGUGGACCGACAGUAGAAGUAUCUGCCGUGGAUAGCAUGACAAUGAACACAUCGUCCUCUGCUUCUAGUUUACAUGCAAAGCAUCACCCAUCGGCUGUCCAAGGUACUACCGAAGGUACAAGAAAGGAUAUGGUAAAUAGAUCAAAUGAGAAUGAAGAUGAUAAAAGGAUGCCUAGCAAGAAAAGUCACUCUCUUACUCAAAAGCAGGUACUACACUCUUUUGAAACUUCAGACAACGGGAAGCAAGUAGGCGAAAUUAAAUCGCAUAAUGAGGACUCCAACAUAUUGGUCAAAAAGUAUUCUAGAGAUUUUCUUAUGAAAUUUUCAGAAAGAUGUGUAGAUCUUCCCAAGGGGUUCGAGAUCACUUCAGGUAUUGCAGAAGUAUUGACAGUGUGUUCCGGAAAUGUUGCUCGUGAUGAAUCAUUCCCGGGUCCAGGAAGAAAUGUUGAAAGGCUAAUGGGGGGACCUCGGUUGCAUCGCCAUGGAAGUGGCUUGGGUGAUGAUAGGUGGAAUAAGGGACAAGGAUCCCUAGGCCCUGGACGAGAUUUGCGGUUGGAUUCUGGAUAUGGAAACCAGGGGGCUAAUUUUGUUGGUUCUCGGCCUGGGAAGGCUGGGAACUAUGGUAUUACAAAGAACCAACAUGGACAAUUUCCAGUUCAAUAUUCUGGUGGAAUCCUAUCCGGGCAAAUGCAAUAUACGGGUCCUCAGGUAGGUCUGCAGCGAACUAUCUCUGAUUCCGACAGAUGGCAGAAGGCAGCUAAUUUUCAGAAAGGUCUAAUGCCUUCUCCUCAGACUCCUUUACAGGUCAUGCAUAGAGCUGAGAGGAAGUACGAAAUAGGAAAGAUAACUGACGAGGAACAAGCUAAACAAAGGCAGUUAAAGGGUAUUCUAAAUAAGUUAACUCCACAAAACUUUGAUCGACUAUUCGAGCAAGUCAAACAAGUUAAUAUUGACAAUGCUGGUACUUUAACUGGUGUGAUAUCCCAAAUAUUUGAUAAAGCUCUGAUGGAACCGACAUUUUGUGAAAUGUAUGCUAACUUCUGCUAUCAUCUUUCUGGGGAGUUGCCUGAUUUUAGUGAAGACAAUGAGAAAAUUACUUUUAAAAGGCUACUUCUUAACAAGUGCCAGGAGGAAUUCGAGAGAGGUGAGAGGGAACAAGAAGAAGCUAACAGGCCUGAAGAGGAAGGUCAGACUAUGCAGUCUGACGAAGAAAGGGAAGAAAAGAGAAUCCAGGCACGAAGGCGAAUGUUGGGCAACAUCAGACUAAUUGGGGAAUUAUACAAGAAAAAGAUGUUGACAGAGAGAAUCAUGCAUGAAUGCAUUAAAAAACUGUUGGGUCAGUAUCAAAAUCCUGAUGAGGAAGAUGUAGAAGCAUUGUGCAAACUAAUGAGCACAAUUGGAGAGAUGAUUGACCAUCCUAAAGCCAAGGUCCACAUGGAUGCAUAUUUCGACAUGAUGGCCAAGCUGUCUAAUAACAUGAAACUUUCUUCUAGGGUGAGGUUCAUGCUGAAGGACUCAAUUGACUUGCGGAAGAAUAAAUGGCAGCAGAGGAGGAAAGUUGAAGGGCCAAAAAAGAUCGAGGAAGUGCAUAGAGAUGCUGCCAAUGAACGGCAAGCUCAAUCUAAUAGGCUGACUCGUGGACCAGGCACCGGAUCGUCUUAUAGACGCCAGCAACCCAUAGACUUUGCUCCAAGAGGAUCGAAUAUAUCACCUUCUCCCAAGACACAAAUGGGUGGUUUUCGUGGGUUACCCCAACAACCACGUGGAUAUGGUGCUCAAGAUGUUCGGCCGAAUGAGAAACACCCUUUCGAAAACAGGUUAUCAGUUCCAUUGCCCCAGAGGCCUCUUGGUGAUGACUCUAUUACCCUUGGCCCCCAAGGUGGCCUUGCAAGGGGAAUGUCGAGUAGAGGGCAACCAUCAAUAUCAAACGUUUCCGACACCAGAAAAAUUUCUACCGUUCCGAACAGUCAUGGGUCUGUACCAAAUCAUCCAGCUAAUGCUUCAAGAGAAGAAUAUGUACCGAAAAUUUCUUCAGAAAAGUUUCUCAGCCCGCCCGCUAAUGACCAGAUAAAUUCAUUCGAUAUAAAUAUGAAUCAUGGACGCAGGGAAGUACAAAAUUACACUAACACUGUCGUUACAUCUCGCCCAGUUACACCUCCAACCAAAAGCAAAGAAUCACAUUCCAUUGAAAGUGUUUCUUGUGAAAAGGUGUGGCCAGAAGAACAACUGCAAAAGAUGUCAAUGGAAGCCAUCAAAGAAUUUUACAGUGCCAAAGAUGAGAAGGAACUUGCUCUGUGUGUCAAAGAUUUGAAUGCUCCCAGCUUUUAUCCUUCAAUGAUAUCUAUCUGGGUAACUGAUUCCUUCGAGAGGAAAGACAUGGAAAGGGAUUUACUGGCAAAGCUUCUCGUGAAUCUUGCAAAACCUCAUAAUGCCAUGUUCAGUCAAGCUGAACUUGUUAAAGGGUUUGAAUCAGUUCUAGCUAGUUUAGAGGAUGCUGUAACUGAUGCCCCGAAAGCAGCAGACUUUCUUGGCGGUAUCUUUGCCAAAGUCAUUUUAGAAAAUGUGAUUUCAAUAACAGAAAUUGGGAGGCUAAUAUAUGAGGGUGGGGAGGAACAGGGACGACUAGUAGAAAUAGGCCUUGCAGCUGAAGUCAUUGGAAGCGUCCUGGAGAUCAUACAAACAGAAAAAGGUGAUCCUGUCCUGGAUGAAAUUCGCUCCUCCUCCAAUCUGCAGCUAGAAAACUUUCGGCCUCCAAACUUUAAAAAGUCGUUGAGGCGUUCAAUGGCGGAGAAGAAUCUCCAUGACAACAUCAUCCGUUUGUUGGUUCGAGUAAAACCUAUCUUCUUAAAGGGAAUCGUGGACAAUCUUUCAGUUGCACAAAGGCAGUGGGCUGUGGAAAAUGGAUUCGAAAAAGUUCUACUUUUCAACAUCAAAGAAUCUCCAUGA